CCGUGGUGCUCCACCCACGGACCAGCAAACUGUUAUGCUACACCCUCGCGUCACCUUUCCAAGAUGCCCAGAGCACCACGCAAUCUAACACGAUCGUUCAACAACCGCACGAGUGGCUUGUUCAGGAAAGUAACUGAACUCCACCAGUUGAUGGAAGAAGUCCGCAUUUCAAUUGUAGUGGAAAAACCCGGUAGUUCGCCGCUAGUCUUCUCGACCGAAGAAAGCACGAUUGAUUGGCCGGCGGGCAUGCAAGAAUUUACGUUGACGCACGGCGCUAUCAUCAAACGCCCAUCCCACUUCACUACACUCAGUGAUAGCGUAUCGACCGGCAGAGCUCAGAUCGUUCAAAGCUUACCCUCUUCGCCGCCAUGCACCCCGGAUCCCCCGCGUCGAUCCUUCCAAGCAGCCCAGGCUGCAACAGCUGCCGUCGUUAAUUCAACACAGAGACUGAGAAACAGCUCUUUGACACACAACAAAUUGUCGCAUGAACCGCACAUAUUGAGCGACCAGUCUUCGCCGUAUUCUAACUGGGAAGACUGGUCUCAGGGCGCCUACCAGAGGACGAUAAGCCCAAGCCCAAGCCGUCCUCCAAUGGCACCGAGACUUGGGACCCUCCCCUCAAAAAGGAGUUCUGUCAGGAAUGGGUCAACGGAUAGCGUACUCAAUAUUUAG
Periconia digitata is the source of this 672-nucleotide messenger RNA. The record is from the annotation of a GenBank genome assembly. NCBI's taxonomy places the organism in Eukaryota, Fungi, Ascomycota, Dothideomycetes, Pleosporales, Periconiaceae.